Messenger RNA from Cornus florida, 2096 nucleotides. RefSeq names its product probable mitochondrial-processing peptidase subunit beta, mitochondrial. Gene Ontology annotation, cellular component: mitochondrion. Gene Ontology annotation, biological process: proteolysis. The record is from RefSeq and is a predicted model, not a curated record. The coding region runs from base 158 to 1759 and encodes 533 amino acids. NCBI's taxonomy places the organism in Eukaryota, Viridiplantae, Streptophyta, Magnoliopsida, Cornales, Cornaceae. The transcript is spliced from 9 exons. Gene Ontology annotation, molecular function: metalloendopeptidase activity; metal ion binding.
GAAUCACGUGGCAUUAAACCAUUGCAGAGGAACCAAUUCUCUCUCUGUCCCUCUCUUCCCACCAUCAUCUCCACUGCUGUCUCUCUCUAGUCUCUAUACACACAAUCUGCAGCUAAAUUGCGAAAUUCAAACAGCAUACGAUCACAAACCCUAGCCCAUGGCGACUCGCCAUCUCCUCAACCUCUCUCGCUGCUCUCGAAAACCGUCAGUAUCACUUACUCCGCCCUUUCUCACCCAACCCUCCCGAUCCGCCUCCCAAGCUCUCGCCACCGCCGAUGCUCCCGCCGCACCGCCGUCUCCGCCUCCCCCUGACGCCAUGAUCUACGACCGCCUCGCCGGAUCCGUCAAAUCAAAGGUCAAACGCCUCGAGAACCCCGACCAUCGGUUCCUCCGGUACGCCUCACCGAAGCCCGUCCUCGCCGAUCACACAUCCAUACUGUCAUCACCCCAGACUCGAAUUACUACUCUCCCGAACGGCCUCCGAGUCGCCACCGAGUCCAAUCUCGCCGGCCACACCGCCACCGUCGGGGUCUGGAUCGACGCCGGGAGUCGGUUUGAGACCGACGACACCAAUGGGGUGGCGCAUUUUCUGGAGCACAUGAUUUUUAAGGGGACUGAGAAGAGGCCGGUUAGGGUUUUGGAGGAGGAAAUUGAGAACAUGGGAGGGCAUUUGAACGCGUACACUUCGAGGGAACAGACGACCUAUUACGCCAAGGUCAUGGACAAGGAUGCGCCGAAGGCGCUUGACAUUCUUGCGGAUAUAUUGCAGAAUUCUGUGUUUGAGGAGGAUCGAAUUAAUCGUGAGCGCAACGUGAUUCUUCGAGAAAUGGAAGAGGUGGAAGGGCAUGCCGAGGAAGUAAUAUUUGACCAUUUACAUGCUACUGCAUUCCAGCACACACCUUUGGGUAGAACCAUUCUUGGACCAGCUGGCAACAUCAAGACAAUUACAAAAGAACAUAUUCAAAAUUACAUUUCAACACACUAUGCCGCUCAUAGAAUGGUAAUUUCUGCUGCUGGAGCUGUUAACCAUGAAGAUAUUGUUGAGCAAGUGAAGAAGCUCUUUACGAAGCUAUCAGCUAAUCCCAUCACUACAUCUCAGUUGGUUAAAGAUGAACCCGCAAUAUUCACUGGUUCUGAGGUUCGGAUCCAAGAUGAUGACCUUCCUCUUGCUCAGUUUGCGGUUGCAUUUAAUGGAGCAUCAUGGACAGAUCCAGAUUCCGUAGCCCUAAUGGUCAUGCAAUCUAUGCUGGGUGCAUGGGACAAAAAAGCAGGGGGAGGGAAACAUGCGGGUCCAGAGCUUGUACAGAGGGUGGCCAUCAAUGAAAUAGCUGAGAGCAUGAUGGCUUUUAACACCAACUAUAAAGACACAGGCCUAUUCGGUGUCUACGCUGUUGCCAAGCCGGACUGUUUGGAUGAUUUAGCUUUUGCAAUAAUGUAUGAGCUAAGUAAGUUAUGUUACCGAGUUUCAGAAGAUGAUGUUACUCGUGCUCGUAAUCAGCUUAAAUCUACAUUGCUUCUCAACAUUGACGGAACCAGCCCUGUAGCUGAAGACAUUGGACGUCAGCUACUUACAUAUGGCCGACGUAUCUCGUUCGCUGAAUUAUUUGCCAGGAUUGAUGCUGUCAAUGCCAGCACCAUCAAACGUGUUGCAAACCGUUUUAUAUUUGACCAGGACAUUGCAAUUGCAGCCAGGGGACCGAUUGUGCUUUUACCUGACUAUAACUGGUUCCGACGUAGAACUUACUGGCUGCGUUUCUAAACUCAUUCUCUUUACCCUUUCCACCUCAUUUUUCAAUAUAUUCCAGCGGAGGAGAUUAUUUUCCUUGAGAACCCGUUCCUGGGUGAAAAACUAUUCUUGAUCUUCAGAAACACGGCUUCCUCCAAGAAGAAUAAGAUGCACUUUUGAAAUUUUCUUCCUCUGUAUAAUUUUAACGUGUAUAUACAUUCGCAAGCUUGGGGUCAAUGACAAAGGAAGAGGACUAAUAAGGCCUUUUUGUUAUCCUACUCAAACUUUGUUGGGUCAAAUUUCCAACUUAUAUAUUUUUCUCUUUCAGUUUAUAGAUAAAUAACAAAUAUGCUGAACUCUGUGAUGACUA